AUGGCUGCUGUGAUGAGAAGGGUGGUCUGCAUCUUCAUGUGGCUGUCUGUGUGUCAGGUCAGCGGAGCGUUCAUCCCUAAUGAGCUGAACAGAACCCUGCAGAACCUCAUGCAGCACUAUAAAAUCUCAAACCAGGAUUUCUUCAACCAAAAGCCUGUGUUUCCCCGGGAACCGCUGAAAGGCAAUGCUGAGUUAAAGAUGGUUUACAUGUAUGGCGUUUUGGAGGAAUAUGAGAAGCUGCUUGGAAACAUGCUAAAGCAGUUACCCACUCCAAGUCCCCAGUUGGCAACUUCAGGCACCCGCACCGCCUCGCUUUCCGCUUCUGAUGAAAUCCGCUCCAAUCUGAUGAAGGUUUUAAGCAAAAUGCAAGAAUUAAAGAGGAAUAAUUAUAAGGAGCAGGCGGCCCUUCUGGAACAACUGAGGAAACUUGAAGACAUUGAGGUGGGCAACUUUAAGGUCCAGAGCAAAGCUCUGUCGGAGCUGACGUGGAUUUACGAAGAAGCCAGCUCGCUGGCGGAUGACAAGAGAAGAAGGAGACGGCGGAGGCGGCAAACGAGAACCAGGUUACACCAGCAAGCCUGAAAGACAAGGGAAAGGGCAACAACAGCAAUGCAAAAAAAAAAAAAA
This is a messenger RNA of Cyprinodon tularosa, 627 nucleotides long. It is a transcript of the gene ifng1, whose product is annotated as interferon gamma 1. The record is from RefSeq and is a predicted model, not a curated record. Gene Ontology annotation, molecular function: type II interferon receptor binding. The transcript is spliced from 4 exons. Lineage: Eukaryota; Metazoa; Chordata; Actinopteri; Cyprinodontiformes; Cyprinodontidae. Bases 1 to 582 code for a protein of 193 amino acids. Gene Ontology annotation, cellular component: extracellular region. Gene Ontology annotation, biological process: immune response.